UGGGGAAUGGGGGGUGGCCACCAGGGUGAUCCAAACACGAGCAAGGGUAAAUCCUGACUUAGAAAACCCGUGGUGGCCACUGGGCCGUGGGGUCCGCACACCCAGUGCCAGGUGAGGGCAUGACCCUGGGGCCCCCUUUCCCACCUCUGGUCCCCGAGAGUCUGAGCCCACCCCGGUGUGGAAACCCUGCCGUGCUGGCUUCCCGUGGCAGCUGAGGUGCAGGAAGCCGUGUGCACACGAGGCCAGCACACGCGGCCAGCACACGCGGCCAGCACACGUGGAGGGAGAGGACCCUGCUGCGGCCGUGGUCACCUGGGACGCAGCAUGGACACCAGGUCCCGGUGGGACCACCCGGUCGUCCCAGGCCAUAGGGCAGGUGAAGAGCCAUGUGCCCAGAGGAGGGUGGCAGAGGACUGCGGGAGCUUGGACUUCCCCCUCCCCACAUGACCCUGCUGCUUCCCUGCUUCUCCCUCCCUCGUGGCUACAGGUUACAGGUCACCUCUGGCCACACGAAGGGCAGGCUGCCCAGGGCCAGGUGGCCAUGGACCCGUGUUUGCCAGACUCUCUGGUCAUGAAGAGAAGACGUGAACCCCUUGCCCCCCCAUGAAGACUUUAGAUUCGGGCACGGUCACAAGUCUGGCCUCUUUGGCCUGCCCCCGUCGGCUCCACUGCCACAGCCUGAAGACCCCCCUGUCAACGGCUGCAACGGCCCGGCCCCCCCGGAGCAGGACGGAGAGGCGAUGCAGCUGGGGACAGGCCCUCCGCCAGCACCCUGCGGGGACCAGGCCCCCGAGACCACCGGCCCCAAGCCACCCCCGCCUUUCGUGCCACCGUUCCCGCCGUACUUUGAGGGCGCCCCCUUCCCUCCCCCACUCUGGCUGAGAAGCACUUACCGGCAGUGGGUACCACAGCCGCCGCCCCGGACCAUCAAGAGGACCCGCCGGCGCCUGUCCCGGAACCGUGAUCCCGGCCGGCUGGCCCUGAGCCCCAUCCGCCUGCGGCCGCGCCAAGUGCUCUGUGAGAAGUGCAAGAGCACCCUGAAUCCCCCCGAGGCUGGCCCCGGCCCCCCAGCUGCCCCUCAGCCGCGCCGCAGGGCGGGCAGCGGCCCCGGCCCUGACACAGAACCCCGCAAGCUCGUGAACCCUGACGGCGGAGGGGACAGCGCGGCCACCGCCAUGAGGAGGAGCAAGAGAGAGAAGAGGGAGGAGGACAAGGCCCGGGUGCCUCGGAGCCCGGCCAUCAAGAUCUCCUUCAGCACGCCGCAGGGCACGGGCGAGGUGGUGGAGAUCCCCCCCCGCGUGCACGGGUCUCUGGAGCCCUUCUGCCCCUCCCAGGCCCCACACGGGGGCGGCCAGGACCCCGCUGGGCCCCCCGCCUCCAUCCCCAAGCUAAAGCUGACGCGUCCCGGGCCCCCUGGCACCGGCCUGCCGCCCCCCAAGAUCCGCUUGAAGCCCUGGCCCCGGGGGGCAGGGGAGCGGGAGCCCGUGUACAGGGCCGAGCUGGUGGAGGCGCUCAACGGCCACGGGCGGGGUCCCCGGGCCGGCUCCCCCGCUCUCCUCGGCCACGGCUCUGCCGGCCGUGGGCCCGUGGACUCUUCUUCUGGAAGCUCUGGCGAGGACGAGGACUUCAAGCCAAGCGCCCAGGCUCAGCGUGGGCAAGAGGGCCUGGCUUUCCUCACCACCUGCCCCGGGAGGGGGCCAGGGUGCACCGGCGAGUCCGUGUGGAGCAGCGACAGUCUGGACGAGUCCAAAUCGUCCAGCUCGGAAGUCACGUUGCCAGACAUGUGUGACCUCUCGUCGGGCGACAGCGCAUCUGUGCGGUCCUCGUCCAAGGACGCGAGGCAGACGGUCCCGCCGCUCACGGUCAGGCUGCACACACAGAGCGUCUCCAAGUGCGUUACCGAGGACGGAAGGACGGUGGCCGUGGGGGACAUCGUGUGGGGUAAGAUUCACGGUUUCCCCUGGUGGCCAGCGCGUGUGCUUGACCUCAGUCUUAGCCAGAAGGAGGACGGGGAGCCCUCCUGGCAAGAAGCCAAAGUCUCGUGGUUUGGUUCCCCAACGACAUCGUUCUUGUCAACUUCAAAACUCUCCCCGUUCUCGGAGUUUUUCAAACUGCGAUUUAACCGUAAGAAGAAGGGAAUGUACCGGAAGGCCAUCACGGAGGCCGCCAACGCCGCGCAGCACAUGGCCCCGGAAAUAAGGGAGCUCUUGACCCAGUUUGAGACCUAGGUCUGGCGACCAGGUCAUGGACAAUGAGAGCACAGCUGGGCUGUUCUGGAACUUCCGACUUUGGGGUGCCCUCCACGUCCCCCAUUCCACCGGAGGGACCCGCGUGCCUUCUGGCCAGCUGCGUGCAGAAACGUGCCCCGCCCAGGGGGUCCGCCUGCCUGCGGUUCCCCAGAGAGAAGCAGGCGUGUCCCACGUGGAGGACAGCACCCCCGGGGCACGAGCUCCUCUGUGGAUGUAUUUGUUCCCCUCGUCAGACUCCGGGUGUUCUGGGCUGUGAAGUUCCGGGAGCCCAGCGACAGCCCCACUGCUGCCACCUCGCCUGCAGAGUGGGGAGCAGAACCCCAGUGUCAGGCCUCGGGGCCAGGCCCAGCGCAGGGUCUCUGUGCCCUUGAGAACCGGGCAGCCUGCCUCCCCUAUGUCCCUCCCAAAGCUGGGGUCCUGCCCGGCGCCCAGCCCCUGCCCUCAGGGGCCGCCGUGCCCCCCCACCCCUGCCUGUGCUGUGGGCCUGGGGUGGCUGCCGCUCGGGGACCGCUCAGACGCCCACAGGAAAGCGACCUGGCCCUGCGUGUGUACCAACAGGCUCCUCUCUCCUUUCUGUCACUUUAAAGACCAAAAAGAGAAACAGAAAAUGGCUUCUGCUCUUUGUUGAAACGUGAGCGAGAAUAAAGGAAGGUCUGCACAGAGGCUGUGCCCGGCCCUCCCGGGGGCGUCCCGGGGGUCGGGGAGGAUGUCUGCGGAGGGACACGGCAGCUUUGAGGAGCAGGUGGCCCCAGGGGGAGUGGGGGUGCGCCCCCUUCCCUGCCUGCUCCCUGUGGCUCCCCUGGGCUGGGCAGCCUCGUUCUCCGUCCCUCCAGGGAUGCCUGCCAUCUCCUGGCUUCCUGGCCGGCUUAUUCCAGCCGAGGGGCGCCCCAGGGAGGACUGUGACAGCUUGGCCUGUCCCUGGCUUUACCGGAGCACACUGAGGGCCCCGCUGCCCCAGCAUCCCGGCUUGAGGCCAGGCUGGGACGUGUGCUGGCGAGGGCGUCUUUCCUCCUGGCUCCUGUGGUUCUGGCCUUGACUCUUCCAAGUUGGGGGAGCGCAGAGCCGUGAUCCCCCUGGAACGAGACCCUCAGAAGGAGCUGUUCUGUCCAGACCCCUCCUGCUCUUCACCCCAGGCCCCCGCUGGGGAAGCCUCCCGUGGGUCCCACAGGCUGUGGCGGGGGUGCUUCAGGGACGGAGAGUCAGUACCACCUUCCCCUUGCCCCCCCCCCAAGAAGCCCCCUCCCUGCCCUCGCUCCGCGGGUCCAGCCGAACCCGGACCCUCUGUGCUCACAGCUGCCCACGGGUCUUUCCCGCCGGCUGAGCCCAGACCUUGGGUGCCCAGGGCUGCCGUGCCCACUGGGAGGUGACGGCUGGGUUGGGGGCCAGGGGCACUGCCAAGGCAGGGAGAGGGCGUUCUUGAAAAGCUAGGCACGGCUCCU
Messenger RNA from Lutra lutra (Eurasian river otter), 3688 nucleotides. RefSeq names its product PWWP domain containing 2B (gene PWWP2B). The record is from RefSeq and is a predicted model, not a curated record. Gene Ontology annotation, cellular component: nucleus; nucleoplasm. Bases 741 to 2228 code for a protein of 495 amino acids. The transcript is spliced from 3 exons. NCBI's taxonomy places the organism in Eukaryota, Metazoa, Chordata, Mammalia, Carnivora, Mustelidae.